Eimeria tenella is the source of this 438-nucleotide messenger RNA. RefSeq lists its product as uncharacterized. NCBI's taxonomy places the organism in Eukaryota, Apicomplexa, Conoidasida, Eucoccidiorida, Eimeriidae. The record is from RefSeq and is a predicted model, not a curated record. The transcript has a single exon. Bases 1 to 438 code for a protein of 145 amino acids.
AUGCAGCAGCCCCAAAGCUGCUCGGGCGCUGUCCAAAAGCUUUUCCCGCUUCAACUCCCCAGCCUCUUCAGACACAAAUCCGUAGCUGCAGCAGCAGCAGCAGCAGCAGCAGCAGUAGGAGCAGCAGCAGCAGGAAUGGCAGCAGCAGCAGGAGUGGCAGCAGCGGCAGCAGUAGGAGCGCCAGAAGGAGGAGUGGCAGCAGCAGCAGUAGGAGCAGCAGCAGCAGGAGUGGCAACAGCAGCAGUAGGAGCAGCAGCAGCAGGAGUGGCAGCAGCAGCAGUAGAAGCAGCAGCAGCAGCAAAAGCAGCAGAAAAAGCAGCAGCAGUAGAAAAAGUAGUAGUAGCAGGAGUAGCAGCAGCAGCAGCAGCAGCAGUUGUACAGCAGGAGCAGCAGCAGCAGCAAGCGGCGACGCUGGCAGCUGGCUACCCAACACACUAG